ACUCAAACGAUGAACAAAAAAAAAUAAAUUAAGGAAAUGUAAUUAUGGUGACAUUUACGAGGAAUGACGCAUCAAAUGUUACAAGUAAUAAGCAAGUGCUCUACCUCUCAACUCGUAUUUUAAAAGAAUGCUUUGGACCAUCGUUUUCAUUUGCUUAAUAUGUUCUCCUACUGGACGUAACGAACAAGAAAUGCAUAAUGUUAAGCCUAGAAUUAUCGGAGGAUAUCGUAUUAAUAUCAGAUCGCGUCCAUUUAUGGUAUCUCUUCAUGACGAAUUAAAUGAUUUUCAAUGCGGAGCAAAUAUAUUGUCAAGAAGAUGGGUGAUUACUGCGCUUCAUUGUUUUAAUUCCAUAGAUCAAAACUAUUAUUACAUUCGUGCAGGCUCAAAUUAUACCGAUCACGGUGGAACAUUACACAGAGUUACACCACCCUUUCGAUUCUCUUCGAUGAUUCAACCGAUUGGUUUACCGAACAACAAUAAAAUACCACGUAGACUUUACGUUUCUGGCUGGGGACAUUCUUCUUUGAACAGUAACUCUCAUCGUAUUCUGAUGACUGUGAACAUUCCUUACGUUCCAUUUAAAGCCUGUGUCAACUCUGUACCAUUGUAUAAAUUACUCGUUAGAAGGGAUCGUCAUCUCUGUUACGGUAGACGCGGCAAGGAUUCAUGCUACGGAGAUUCCGGCGGUCCAUUGGCUGAUGUUCGCACGAUUUAUGGCAUCGUAUCCUUUGGCCAUAAUUGCGGCGAGGUUUCUGGAGUUUACGCAAAAAUCUUUUACUAUCGUGAAUGGAUCAAGAUUAUUACAAAAUUAUAA
Molecule: messenger RNA, 814 nt
Organism: Vespula vulgaris
Lineage: Eukaryota; Metazoa; Arthropoda; Insecta; Hymenoptera; Vespidae
Product: trypsin-3-like
Exons: 6
Coding region: 128-814 (228 amino acids)
Biological process (GO): proteolysis
Molecular function (GO): serine-type endopeptidase activity
Source: RefSeq, a predicted model, not a curated record